Schizosaccharomyces japonicus yFS275 is the source of this 1089-nucleotide messenger RNA. RefSeq lists its product as hypothetical. The record is from RefSeq and is a predicted model, not a curated record. The transcript has a single exon. The coding region runs from base 712 to 1047 and encodes 111 amino acids. NCBI's taxonomy places the organism in Eukaryota, Fungi, Ascomycota, Schizosaccharomycetes, Schizosaccharomycetales, Schizosaccharomycetaceae.
GGAAAUACGAAUAGAGUUUACGAAUACGCUAGGGUGCAAUGGUUGGUGAGCAAGGUGAGCGGUGCAAUGGUUUGUAUUAGGUGUUAUGGUAUUUGUUCUGGUUUUGGUGCCUGUUGUCUGGCAACUGGUGUUCUUCCUUGGUCAUCACCGAUCUUGCUUGGUCGCAGCAGCACUGGCAGUUGCUCUUGGUCACUCCGUCUCUCGUCGUCUCUACGGUAACUGCUUGUGUACGUUUGUGUAUGGUUGCGUGUGUGUGUCUGCCGAAUCUUGUCUUCUUUUACAGCAAUAAAUGUCCCUUCUGCCUCCUGCCUCUUCUCUCCUACCUCGUACUUCUCUUCUCAUUCUUCCCUUCCUCCUUACUCCUCCCUCCUGUCCCCCCGAGGGUCCUCACCACCGCUGGCCGCCUCGCAGACUCCACUGCGCUGCGGUCUUGCUGUGGUCCCACCGACCCCCGCAUCACUCCCACACUGUCCCCACCUUCCCCACAUCUGUCGUCGCCUAGCUCUCCAUAGUCCUCGGAUAUUGUCGCUACGCACGGUCACACGAUUCAGCUCGUCGCUACCGAAUAUCGCGUUUUUAAAAAGCUAUAGCGUUUAAAAAGCGUUCCGUACAAGUGGCCGGGUAACGCGCGAACAGCGACCGUAAGUCAGUAAACUCAGAAUCGUCUGGCUACGGACGACCCAAGGUGCCGAAUCGGACACUCGGAGAGGGAUGGAGGGCAAUGUGGUGCGUUCCAGUGCAGUAGUGCAGCAAACUCGAUCAUAUUCAUGCACUAGGUCGUUCGUGCUGGUUGAUUCUCGCCAACUCGGAGAACGCUGUUUUUGUUUACUUUCAUAUUUCCAACCAUCGCUAAACUACCCCAGCUUCGCGUGGUCUCGGGUGCCCCCACUUUGUCUCGUAACGACUAGCGCAGCUGCGUUCCGCUUCUGUCGCCUAUUUUCGCCUGCACUGCGCUUCCCUAGGGCCCAUGCUCUGGUACAAAUAAGCUUCCCUGUGGAGGAAACUGCAGCUUCCUCCUCAGAGCACUUCUCCUCUACCAACUGCUAGGUGCUCGUUCCUCUUUUUUUUUGUUCUUUCUUAUAUCAUAGA